Molecule: messenger RNA, 2584 nt
Organism: Amaranthus tricolor (Joseph's coat)
Lineage: Eukaryota; Viridiplantae; Streptophyta; Magnoliopsida; Caryophyllales; Amaranthaceae
Exons: 7
Coding region: 163-1140 (325 amino acids)
Source: RefSeq, a predicted model, not a curated record
UUAAUUUUUUUUUUAAAACGAACUUCUCCUCCCCCCCCCCCCCAAAAGACUUGGAAGAUCCAUCAUCUCUUUCGUCUCUGAAUCAAUCACCGUCGUCAAAAAAAAUUCAAGCCACUUGGGUUGUAAAUAAAAGGAAGAACAAAGAAGAGAGCACAAUUCAAGAUGACCAAGUACCAAAAUGUUGAAAAUAAUCAUGGAGGUAUUGACAAUGGAGUAAUCUUAGGGGUAGACGGUGGAGCCACUUCAACAGUAUGUGUUUGUCUCCCAUUUUUGCCUUUUUCCGAUUCAAAUCUCCCUGACCCAUUACCAAUUCUUUCCCGUGCUGUUGCUGGCUGCUCUAAUUUCAAUAGUAUUGGAGAAGAUGCAGCAAGGGAUACAUUAGAGCAUGUUAUAGAUGAAGCUCUUUCUCUGGCAUAUUUAAGUCGAGUAGCAGUUCGUGCUAUUUGUUUGGCAGUAUCAGGUGUUAACCAUCCUAAAGAUCAAGAGAAAGUUUUGAAUUGGAUGAGGAAAAUAUUCAGCAGCCCUGUGAAAUUUUCAGUAUACAAUGAUGCUGCAGCUGCACUUGCUAGUGGCACAAUGGGAAAACUUCAUGGUUGUGUUUUAAUUUCUGGAACAGGAAGCAUUUCUUAUGGUAUUACAGAAGAUGGAAAGGAAGCUCGCGCUGGUGGUGGUGGACCAGUUCUUGGUGAUUGGGGAAGUGGCUAUGGAAUUGCUGCUCGAGCUCUGACGGCAGUCCUGAGGGCACAGGAUGGCCGUGGUCCAAACACAAUGCUUUGCAAUAGUAUUUUGCAUACCCUUGGGCUAUCUUCUCCUGAUGAACUUAUUGGGUGGACAUAUGCAGAUCCUUCAUGGGCGCGUAUUGCUGCACUUGCACCUGUGGUGAUAACUUCUGCAGAAGCUGAUGAUGAGAUCGCAAACAAAAUUUUGGUGGAAGCAGUUGAAGAAUUGGCUACAUGUGUCAAAUCUGUUGUCCAGAGACUUCAUUUGUGUGGUCAAGAUAAAAAUGGCAUCUUUCCAGUUGUUUUGGUUGGUGGUAUCUUAGAAGCUAAUACGAAAUGGGAUAUAGCAAGAGAAACAAUUAAUUGCAUUAGACAAGAGUACCCGGGUGCUUAUCCCAUUAGACCAAAGUUUUAUUUUUAACAUGUUCAGGGAUAUUCUAAGGAAACACCCCUCAAAGUUGGUAUUAUUCAUGCUUCAUCAAAAGUUGUAUUAUUGUAGGGAAAUAAGCAAAAGGUUGUAUUAUUCCUAGUAAUUUUACUUUUAUUUUUUUGUGCGCUUGACAAUACAUUUUUUGUGUCGUACUUGCACUAAAUUCGGAAUUUUCCAGUUCUUUGUUUUCCCUAAUUGUUUGAAAUAAAUGUAUGAUUCAUUUGUCAAGCAAUACAUUCACUCAAGAUCAAGAUACCGAGUGGAUUAUGUUGGGCUUUCGUGAAGGCUUUAAAGAUCUGUUUUGAAAUUAUCUCACAACGAAGAUGAUUUUUUGGGGGAAGUUUUGCUGAUCUUUGAAACUAGGAGUUAUAUGAACUUAGAGGUUGUUUGUUUGGACAUAAAUUCUACAGGAGUUUUAAAUGCCUAAAAAAAGGCGGUAUGGAGUUUUUUUUGUUUAUCAAAAUAAUUAAAAACCAUAGGAAUUUGGGAUUUUCAGGAAGUAAAUUACUACACUGGGAAUUCACUACCAUACCCACUCCUUGUUUGUUUACAGCUUGAGUUAAAUUUCUAGGUUUAUAAUAACAAAGGAAAUAAAUUCCUCAAAAUUAGAACUUCUCAUGAAAAUUUACUUCCUACAUCAAACAAACGACCUCUUAGAUUUAGAAAGAAGUCCUUUCAAUUUUUUUUUGCCGUAUCAUCUUUAGGGAAAAAUGUUACACAAAUUCUUGUGUGAAACGGUCUUACCGUGAGACGUUCUCUAUACAUGGGCUGAAUAGCCCAAUCAACAUAAUUAUUAGCAUAUGGGUCCCUUGUUGCGAAAACAUAUAGGCUACAAAUUCUUGUGUUAGACGGUUUCACCGUGGAAAUAGUGUUGGAAGAAGUUAUAGGCUACAAUAUUUGCGGAUCUUUAUGUUUAAAGCGUGAAGUAUGAAUUACAGGUUGAACCUGCAGUUGGUGCAGCUUUGUUGGCGUUGAACCUCUUAUCAGCAAAAGGAAAUGCAAGUGAAAAUGGUCCAAAUGGAUGUACUGCUAAGUUUGUUAAUGGAGUGGAGAAUCAACAUGACAUCUGACAACUCAGAUGUAUCGGUAUCUUGUGAUAUUCUCAUUUAUGCAGGGGUGUUUGUUUGGGUCAUCGAUUCGGUUUAGGAUCAGGUGUUUUGAGUCUAGUUGUUUUUGUGUAUAGUGUAUAUGAGUUGGUAUGUUCAUACAAUUUCCCUUUAUGUUUGGGUUUGGUUCGAGUCGAUUUGAGCCAUUUUCUAAUCGGUUUAAUGCUGACCCAAUUGAACACUGCUAAUAUUCCUCAAAUAUCAAUUACUCUCAUUGCUCAUGUAUAGUGGUGCUAUUAGUACUCCCAUACCUCAAAAAUUAGAAUUAUGUGUACGUUGACUAUAAAAUGUUUCUUAAAAUGUAAAGGAGAAACGAGUUUGUAUUUUUA